This is a messenger RNA of Malus domestica (apple), 1442 nucleotides long. Its product is annotated as GCN5-related N-acetyltransferase 6, chloroplastic. Gene Ontology annotation, molecular function: acyltransferase activity, transferring groups other than amino-acyl groups. NCBI's taxonomy places the organism in Eukaryota, Viridiplantae, Streptophyta, Magnoliopsida, Rosales, Rosaceae. The record is from RefSeq and is a predicted model, not a curated record.
AUUUUCCUAAGAUAAACGUCGUAAAGCGCCUUGUUGUAAAUUCAGUCGUCGCUGAGCGCGCCUUAAAAAACAAUGCCUUCCACCGCCAACGAGCCGUAACUGUUACCCCGCAGCGCCACCUCAAACCACUGUGCCUUCCGCCCCAAAGUAUCAAUCCAUAAACCGCUGACGAGCCAAAAGUCUGCGCUUGUGCAACGAGACGCUCCGAUUCUUUGGCACCAAGAAAUUGAGGAUCAAACAAGCGUUUCACAUGCUGGGAAUUAUUGUCACCAUCUUUGUGACAUAAGACAUUUUUUAAGAAGCAUCUCCCCCUCUGUGAAAGUCAAUUCCAGAGGAAGGACUGUUCUGAUGUUGACGAUUUCAAUUGACAAGGCUGUGCUGUUGAGAUUUUCUCAUGUCGAUUAUAGAAGUCAUCAAAAGUUUCACAGGAUCAAUGCCACUUGGAAAAGGGAUUUGAAGUCCUCCCAUCCGAGGAAGAUGGAAGAGCUGUCAGUAGAGAUUCCAACACAAACUAUUCCUCACUGUGAACCAUCAAAACAUCCUGAUCUGCAAUUUGACCGGCUGCAACCAUCAGAUGAAGAUUUAGAUCAACAGAAAAAGUUGGAAUUUGGACAAUUUGUUGCACGAGAGGCCGCACUGGAUGAAGAAUACUGGACAGCAGCAUGGUUACGUGCAGAAAGUCACUGGGAGGAGCGAAAAAAUGACCGAUUUGCUGAGAGUAACAAAAGGAAAUUUGCAGACCAGGAAUUUAACGCUAUAAAAAAACGAACGAAGGGGCAGCAGAGGCAGACAUGCACAUGCAUUAUCACGGUGAAGAAGGACACAAAGAAUGCGAAACGUACUGUCGUGAAAAGUGUAGUUGGAACACUUGAUUUGAGCAUUCGGUACUUGUUGGAUGGAGAGACCUUUCCAGGGGAACGGGUAAACGCUCCUCUCUUUUGCAGUAUCAACAGGACACUGUCAAGUAAAUAUGGUUAUAUUUCAAACUUAUGUGUGGCCAAAGCAGCACGACGCCAGGGUAUUGCGAGCAAUAUGUUACAGUUUGCUAUUAGAUCCGCAAUGUUAAAUGCUGAUGUCGAACUGAUAUAUGUGCAUGUGCAUAAAAAGAACAAACCCGCGCAGGAACUGUACCGUAAGCUGGGCUUUGAGAUCAUCGAAAGGGCGAGCUCUCAAUUGUCAGAGGAGCAAACCUAUUUGCUUUGUUUCAAGGCCUAAAAGCUGAUACAACAGAAAUUCAUGAAUUGUAGAUUCAGAAGAAAAUUAUAGUAGAAGAAUACUCAUGUGUGCAUGUAACAUGAAGUUGGGUCAAAAUCCGAAAAUUUCACUUCCCGUACAAAGUCAUCGGUGUCAAGAGUCCCUGCAAAGGUUCUUGGUAUAGAAUGUACUUCCUUGUUCAACAAAUGUUGUGAAUGAAAAAUGAUAUUCAGUAGAGUUUACUUCUU